Choloepus didactylus (southern two-toed sloth) is the source of this 1020-nucleotide messenger RNA. RefSeq names its product fructose-bisphosphatase 2 (gene FBP2). Gene Ontology annotation, molecular function: fructose 1,6-bisphosphate 1-phosphatase activity. The record is from RefSeq and is a predicted model, not a curated record. Bases 1 to 1020 code for a protein of 339 amino acids. Gene Ontology annotation, cellular component: cytoplasm; cytosol. NCBI's taxonomy places the organism in Eukaryota, Metazoa, Chordata, Mammalia, Pilosa, Megalonychidae. The transcript has 7 exons. Gene Ontology annotation, biological process: fructose metabolic process; fructose 6-phosphate metabolic process; gluconeogenesis.
AUGACGGACAGAAGCCCGUUCGAAACGGACAUGCUCACCCUCACCCGCUAUGUCAUGGAAAGGGGCCGCCAGGCCAAAGGGACGGGGGAGCUGACCCAGCUGCUGAACUCCAUGCUGACGGCCAUCAAGGCUAUCUCCUCUGCCGUGCGCAAAGCUGGCCUGGCCAACCUAUACGGAAUUGCUGGAAGCAUGAAUGUGACUGGAGAUGAGGUGAAGAAACUGGACGUGUUAUCCAAUUCCCUAGUGACCAACAUGCUGCAGUCUUCCUACAGCACCUGCGUCCUGGUCUCGGAAGAGAAUAAAGAGGCUAUUAUCACAGCCAAGGAAAAGAGGGGCAAAUAUGUGGUCUGCUUUGACCCGCUGGAUGGCUCGUCCAACAUCGACUGCUUGGCUUCCAUUGGAACCAUAUUUGCUAUCUACAGAAAGACCACGGAGAGCGAGCCUUCCGAGAAGGAUGCCCUGCAGCCUGGCCGCAAUAUCGUGGCUGCCGGCUACGCGCUCUACGGCAGUGCAACCCUGGUGGCUCUGUCCACGGGGCAAGGAGUGGACCUCUUCAUGCUUGACCCGGCUCUCGGUGAAUUUGUCCUGGUAGAAAAAGAUGUCAAGAUUAAGAAGAAAGGAAAGAUUUACAGCCUCAAUGAGGGCUAUGCCAAGUAUUUUGACUCUGCCACUACUGAAUAUGUGCAGAAAAAGAAAUUUCCUGAGGAUGGCAGUGCUCCCUAUGGUGCCAGGUACGUGGGCUCCAUGGUGGCCGAUGUGCACCGCACGCUGGUGUACGGAGGCAUCUUCAUGUACCCGGCCAACCAGAAGAGUCCCAAGGGCAAGCUCCGGCUCCUGUAUGAGUGCAACCCCAUGGCCUUCAUCAUCGAGCAAGCGGGUGGCUUGGCCACCACGGGCACCCAGCCAGUACUGGACGUGAAGCCCGAAACCAUUCACCAGCAAGUCCCCCUCAUCCUGGGGUCCCCGGAUGACGUGCAAGAGUACCUCACCUGUGUACAGAAAAACCAGGCAGGCAGUUAG